GAAAGACCAAAGUAUCCCUAGAUGUUUAAGUAUGUCCUCUGUGUCUCUAAAGGUUAAUUGGGGAAGAAGAAAACUCUCCUUCUUUUUGUAACUUUUGCUUCACCUCUCUCUUCUUCUCUUGUUCUAUUUUUUUUCCCGAUUCAAGCAAAAUUCAUCAAGACUUGUCAAUUUGAAAAAAUGUCGCAAUCAACCGUAGAUGUUCCGCCAAAGGGUGGGUUUAGCUUCGAUCUGUGUAAGAGAAAUGAUAUGCUUACACAAAAGGGUCUUAAAGCUCCGUCUUUUUUGAAGACUGGAACAACCAUUGUUGGUUUGAUUUUCAAGGAUGGUGUGAUACUAGGGGCAGAUACCCGAGCAACUGAGGGGCCAAUUGUUGCUGAUAAGAACUGUGAGAAGAUUCACUAUAUGGCACCAAACAUAUAUUGCUGUGGUGCAGGAACUGCGGCUGAUACUGAAGCAGUCACUGAUAUGGUCAGCUCACAGCUGCGAUUGCAUCGUUACCAGACUGGUCGAGACUCUCGGGUCAUUACUGCUUUGACCCUUCUCAAAAAACAUCUUUUCAGCUACCAAGGUCAUGUCUCUGCUGCUCUUGUACUCGGUGGAGUUGAUAUCACUGGUCCACAUCUGCAUACUAUAUACCCACACGGUUCAACUGACACUCUUCCAUUCGCCACAAUGGGUUCGGGUUCUCUUGCUGCUAUGUCUGUGUUUGAGGCAAAGUAUAAAGAAGGCCUAACUAGGGAUGAAGGAAUUAAGCUGGUCGCUGAAUCCAUAUGCUCGGGUAUAUUCAAUGACCUGGGUAGUGGUAGCAACGUGGACAUCUGCGUGAUCACAAAGGGGAACAAGGAAUAUCUCAGGAACUACAUGGAACCAAACCCAAGAACCUAUGUCAGCAGCAAAGGCUAUUCCUUCACCAAGAAAACUGAGGUUCUUCUCACCAAAAUCACCCCAUUGCUGGAGCGAGUCGAAAUCACAGAAGUUGGUGAAGCUAUGGAGGAAUAAUUCAAUCAAUCUCAUAUAUCUUCUUUUGCAUUGAUCUACAUCAAGGCUCUGUGUACUCUCAUGAUCUCAUCUUCCCAGUCUUGUCUUCUUCCCAUGUUUAAGGAUCAUUCAAAUCUUGUUACUCCUCUCUCUCCUUCUUAGAUUUCAAUAGAGAGGGUCAGACUCGAGAGACUUCGUCCUUUCGAAAUAAAAAAACAACUUUCCCUAAAUUAUUAUUGGUUUGUGCAAACCGAAUUGAAUUGUACAAGCUGUUUAACCAAAUCUCCUAAUACGACGUCGCUUUUUGUCUCAGGAUGACGUGUUUUUGUUGCCGCUAAUUUCUCUACACGCGAGUAUAUACAUAUAUAGGAAAUAGAGAUACGAAUUUAUCAUAUAAGACGUUACUAUAGAGCGAC
Molecule: messenger RNA, 1394 nt
Organism: Arabidopsis thaliana (thale cress)
Lineage: Eukaryota; Viridiplantae; Streptophyta; Magnoliopsida; Brassicales; Brassicaceae
Gene: PBB1
Product: N-terminal nucleophile aminohydrolases (Ntn hydrolases) superfamily protein
Exons: 9
Coding region: 178-999 (273 amino acids)
Biological process (GO): protein catabolic process
Cellular component (GO): nucleus; proteasome core complex; proteasome complex
Molecular function (GO): threonine-type endopeptidase activity
Source: RefSeq, marked reviewed